Messenger RNA from Fukomys damarensis (Damara mole-rat), 1293 nucleotides. It is a transcript of the gene Tmem253, whose product is annotated as transmembrane protein 253. The record is from RefSeq and is a predicted model, not a curated record. The transcript is spliced from 7 exons. Bases 362 to 976 code for a protein of 204 amino acids. Lineage: Eukaryota; Metazoa; Chordata; Mammalia; Rodentia; Bathyergidae.
AUGGAAAUAAGGGGAAACUGAGGUCUAGUGUGAUAGUGUCCAUCGAGGUGAGGUGAGUGAACCAAGAGAAGAACCCAGGAUGGGGAAAAAAUGAGGGCAAUGAGGGAAGUGGGAACAGAGUGGGGCAGUGCUGGGUGUCUUAUGAACUGAGGCUGGUGAAUGCCCAGGGCCACUUCCUGUAUCCUGAGGCCCUCACAAGGACCUUUGUCCCCCCACACCCCAGCCAUGACAGCCUUCCUCUGCCAGGACUAAUUUGUUGUCUGCUCUGAAUUACCUGACCCCUAAGGAGUCCCAGGACGCAGGAGUAGCUGCUUCAGACUAGACUAGGAAGCACGCAGCCUUUGUGAUCAAGAGAGCCCCAAUGGAGGAUAAAUCUGCUCAGCAAGAACAGGAGAGCCCCAGUCUUCGUCUGGGAAAACUACAGCACUGGGCAAGGCACAGGCAAAGUGCACACCUCUUGGUGGUGGCGGUGAGUCAGCUAUGGUUGGCAGUAGUUGUGGUGCCCUUUACUGUCUCAGUCGCCUGCCUGAACUCUGCUUGUCACAUGGCCACAUCACUGCUAUUUGCACCUGCAGUCUCAGGUCUCCUCACAGGGACUGUCACCCUUGAGCUUCGAAGAGCACCUCGCUUAUGGAAGGUUCGGGCCAUGAUGAUAUUCAACACCUUCAACCUCAUCUUGGGCUUCAUUGCGCUGGUGGUCGAGGUGGUGAAGACAGCCUUGAGGCCUGCCUCUACUGCCCACUCUCAGCCUGCAGGCUUGCUGGUGCUCGAGCUCAGUGCCGAGGCCUUCACCACAGGAGGAGUGCUGGUUUCAGCAUAUGCCCUGCUGUUGCUGAGCCAGAGAAACCCAGGAUGCUUCAGGAACCCGGGUCUGCACUACCAGGAGCUGCAGGAGGGCCUCUCUGAGGUGGAGGAGGUUCCUGGUUUGGAGAAUGGUCCCAGUGCGGCCAGCACAGGAAACAGAACAAACGAAUGAGCCAGCAAGGGGAAGCAGACAGGUGCUACGGCCCUUCAACCCUGAAGGACCACUGUCCAGAUGCUCUGCUUCUCACCCCGCCGAACUCAGAAGCUAACCAGGCGCCUUGGCACAUGUGUGACAUCUUCUUCCCUUUUGUGCUGCAUAAAGAUAUGCCACGGCGAGAGACCUCCCUCCCAUUCUUAUCUUCCUUUCCCAUUGCCUCUUCACACAGCGUCAUUUCUGUCUCAUCUCACUGUCUUUCUGUCCAUCAUUCACAAUCCCAUUCGCUUCACGUCCGGGUUCCGACACACACCAACCCUGCAUGCGCAUUCCUU